This is a messenger RNA of Amaranthus tricolor (Joseph's coat), 1003 nucleotides long. Its product is annotated as protein EIN6 ENHANCER. Gene Ontology annotation, cellular component: Ino80 complex. Lineage: Eukaryota; Viridiplantae; Streptophyta; Magnoliopsida; Caryophyllales; Amaranthaceae. Bases 240 to 614 code for a protein of 124 amino acids. The transcript is spliced from 3 exons. The record is from RefSeq and is a predicted model, not a curated record. Gene Ontology annotation, biological process: chromatin remodeling.
AAAAAUCACAAAUAUAUCAUAGUAAAUUUACUGUUAGCUCUCCUCUAUAUGUCGGUGGGGAUCCAGGAAGGGGAAAACACAAUUUUGAAGCGAAAGAACAAAAACCGACCAUUCUCUGUUCGACGGUGCCCAUCUCUCUUGAACAUUCAAUUUUAGAAUAAACGAAUUUCCAUAUCGAAAGCAGUGUGAGUUUGUUUAUCAAAGUUUGAGACAGGGAAAGAGUUAAAGGAAGAUCAAAAAUGGAGAGAGAAGUAAUAGAAGCAGAGUUAGUCUUACCAACCCACAUGAAAUUUAAGAAAGUUCAGAUGUAUGACAAAUACCCCAAAGGUCAAUCUAGAAGCCGCCAUUGGAAACAUCUUAAACAAAUUCUUCAGGCUGAAAAUUACCAAGCUUUUCCUCCUGAUGAACCCAAUUAUGUAAAUAUUGAGUCACCCCCGUCUAUGCACCCGCCCAAGAGAAUUUGUGACAUUACGGGAUAUGAGGCACCUUAUUAUGAUCCAAGGACCAACAUGCGUUAUGCCAAUACAGAAGUCUUCAAGCUCAUCAGAGCACUUCCUAAUGAUUAUGUGCAGCGGUAUCUGGCUCUUAGAAAUGCUGCUAUUGUUCUCAAGUAGUUUUGCUUCCCUUCAACAACUUUGUGUUCUGCUUCUCGUGUUGGUGUUAUUGUGUGAAGGUGAUGUGAGAAAAAGAUGGUCUAAUUGUACUAGCAGAACUUAGUCCAUCAAAAAGUCAUUCAACAGUAAUUAUAUUCAAACCGGGCAGCUAAGAUUGUGCUUCUAAACAUCGAAAAUGCAUGUUACGUUAAUCUGGUAGUUCAAUGGAAAAUAGGACGAUAUGAUGAUAGGAGUAUGGUUUAGACAUGUAAAUGUAGCUAUGAUAUUGUAGUUUUUAUUCUAAUGGUUGGCAUUUUCUGUAACAAGAUGCACUCUUAGUUUAUAAAUGUUCGGUGCUCACGGCUUGUAGGCCGCUAAUAAUGUUGAAAAUCAGCUCGAUCCCUGGUGAA